This is a messenger RNA of Lactuca saligna, 1078 nucleotides long. The record is from the annotation of a GenBank genome assembly. NCBI's taxonomy places the organism in Eukaryota, Viridiplantae, Streptophyta, Magnoliopsida, Asterales, Asteraceae.
UUUAAUUUUUCUUAUUUUUUAUGGUAACACGUCACCAUUUGGUUGGUCACUUUUAAGCGGUGGAAACAUGCUUCUUAUUCAACCAAAGUCUGCCAUCCAUUUAUAUAUGAUACCAAUGACCAUCUCUGUAUCUCUUCUUUCCACACGCAUACCAAAUCUGGAAUUGGCAAAUUUGGAUUCCUAAAUCUACUAAAAUCUUCAAUUACCAUUCUACCGAUCCUUAAUUUCCUUGUCAAAACAGUUAAUUUAUGGUUAUUGAUCAUCCUUAAUUACAAUUUUUUUGAAUUAUACAUACAGACAGAUAUAUAAGUAGGAUAUCGGACUCCCAGUUUGUAAAUUCCGAUCGGAGUUCUUUAAUCGAUUGAGAAUUGGCGUUCUUGUGAAUUGAUUCUGCGCCAUGGCGAGGAGAGAGAGAAAUUGCAGAUCAUCAUCGAUCGGAAGGAGGAAAAGGAAGAAAAACUCGGUUAGUAUCAACGGAAAAGGUAAAUUAACGAAACGACGACGGUCGCAGCGACGGCCGGUGGUCGGAUCUCUUCCCGGCGAUCUGUUGAUUGAUGUACUUGCUCGAGUUGCAUCCUCUUCCUUCACGGAUCUCUUCAAUGCCAAAUUAUGUUGUAGGGAAUUUCUUGGAGCCGCAGAAGACGAAUCGAUCUUUCAACAUGUUUCAAUUGACAAGUUUCCCGUAAUUCAUUGGUUUCCUCCGAGUAAUGAACUGCUUUCUUUCCUAAAUCGUUGCAUCGAUUUAGGAAACCCUGAGGCAAUGUUCAGACAAGGAAUGAUAGAAUUCUUCAGUCUUGCGAGGAUAGAAACAGGGCUCGAGUACUUGAAAAGGGCAACUGAGAAAGGUCAUGUGGAGGCGACGUAUGUUUAUGGUAUGAUUAUGCUCUCUAGAGGUGGUCAAUCAAGUCAACAAGGCUUGGAUAUCUUAAACUCAAUGAAGGUUGGGUGCAAAUGUGAAGAUAGAAAUAAUGUUAGAAAAAGAAAAUUUGACGACGAAGACGAGGUUAUAGGAUGUGAUGCUUGUGGGUGGUAUCGUGAGGUCAUCUCCUUUUGUAAAAUAGUAGACGGUGUCGUUUAG